This is a messenger RNA of Paramuricea clavata, 537 nucleotides long. The record is from the annotation of a GenBank genome assembly. NCBI's taxonomy places the organism in Eukaryota, Metazoa, Cnidaria, Anthozoa, Malacalcyonacea, Plexauridae.
AUGACCUUGCAGUGGUUACUUGAUCUACUGGACAAUACUGAUGUUAGUUCUGAAACUUCCCAGGACACUGCUUACGACGAUAUGAGAAAUGUCGACAAACUAUUUGAAAAAGGACCUGUGAACACUUAUCGUGAAGGUUGUAUAUUGGCGGAAAUUGUUUUCAAUGAAUUUUACACUUGGAUCGAAAAAAACAAUAGUCAUGGCAUAAUUGAUGCGAUUCCUGAACUUCUUGAUCAACUAGGAAAAUUUGUUAAAACUCAAAUAAUGAACUAUAAUAUCACCUUACAACAGGAUUCGGUUUAUUAUAACCUAUAUAUAACAGUAUUUGGCUUGGCUAUGAUGAAAGUCCUGAUCCAAAUAGCGAAACUCAAUGACAUGAACAAUGGAUGCGAAAAAGACAGAGAGGCUUGUGUGAUUUUCACGGACAGUCUUCAGUGGGUGAAAGAAUUACGAAAGUUGGACAACAAACAAUGUUUUUACCAUUUUAAACUCGAAGAAAUGACCAAAUUUGUUUUAGGUGAAACUAUGACAAUAUGA